Nymphaea colorata (pocket water lily) is the source of this 2022-nucleotide messenger RNA. RefSeq names its product putative transferase At1g60990, chloroplastic. Gene Ontology annotation, cellular component: mitochondrion. The record is from RefSeq and is a predicted model, not a curated record. The coding region runs from base 475 to 1755 and encodes 426 amino acids. NCBI's taxonomy places the organism in Eukaryota, Viridiplantae, Streptophyta, Magnoliopsida, Nymphaeales, Nymphaeaceae. Gene Ontology annotation, molecular function: protein binding; aminomethyltransferase activity. Gene Ontology annotation, biological process: glycine decarboxylation via glycine cleavage system. The transcript has 12 exons.
GAGAGAGGAAAAAUGAAGCUUGUGGUUUUCUGCUUCGUAGCCACAAGUCUCGGUCUGCGCCGCUCUCUCCCUACAGGCAUGCACAGAAUAUAAUGCUUGCAAACACUAUCUCUUCGUGGUUUGCAAGUUUGGCUUUUCUGUUACAUUUCCAUCCCUCUCCUCCUGUUCUUGUUUUGUUUCUUAGGUGGUUUCUGUUGUUCCUUUCAUAAAACCAUCAUUCCAAGCGCUCUUUCUUCUUUUUUUUCUGUUUUUCUGAUUGGUUUGAACUCAUAUAACUCUGUAAUCUCUUAGACUGCACCGUUUUCUCGUGUUGGCCUCUUCUUCUUUUUCCUUCCUAUGGUUUUCUUUGUACAUUGAUUUUCCUUGAUUAUUGUGGUUAGUACGAAUUUUCUUUUUCUUUUUCUUUUUUGUCAUUUCUUCUUUCUGGCUGCUUUAUCCCUUUUGGUCAUCCAUCAGUUUUUGAAGAAUAACUUGAUGGGGAGUUCCUCUGUUUGGUUUAGCCUUAGUUUUCCACAGAAUGUUGGUAUUUUGGCUCCGAGGAAUUCUCUGAAGUCUGUGGAAUCUGGGUUUCCUGGUACCAGUUUUUUGCCCAGUAGGUUUUUUCCUAAUGGGAGGAUCAGGGUGGGUUUCUUGAACCAAGCAAAGCUCUUGAGGCGAGCUGAAGUUUCUCCUUUCGAUUUUGAGCCACCUCCAAUCGAUCAUGACCUGCAAGAUGCCAUGGUGGCCUUAGGAGCUGAAACCUUAGAGGAUGGAAGUGUAGAGACUUUUGGGAACGAUGAAUUGGCACUAGAAGCAGUAGAAGAAGGUGUUGCGGUUGUGGACCUUUCUCAUUUUGGACGAAUUCGAGUAACUGGAGAAGAUCGUAUUAACUAUCUACACAACCAAAGCACAGCCAAUUUCCAAUCCCUUGGUGAAGGACAGGGUUGUGACACUGUUUUUGUGACACCAACAGCACGAACCAUUGAUAUCGCACAUGCAUGGGUUAUGAAAAAUUCUGUGUUGCUGCAUGUUUCUCCAGAAACCUGUAGCAGCAUAAUUGACAUGCUCAACAGGUACAUAUUCUUCUCAGACAAAGUAGAGGUUCAGGACCUUACAAAAACCACGUGCUUCUUCACACUCAUGGGGCCCAAAAGCAGUGAAGUGAUAAGUAAUUUGAAUCUCAGUGACCUUUUGGGCAAACCGUAUGGCACACACCAUCAUUAUAGCGUGAACAAGGCGCCAGUUACUGUGGGUGUUGGAAGUGUCUUAUCAGAAGAAGGCUUCUCCCUUUUACUGACACCGGCAAAUGCUGAACCAGUCUGGAAAGCUCUCCUUACCCUGGGUGCAGUUCCAAUGGGCACUAAAGGGUGGGAAAGACUAAGAGUCCUCAGAGGGCGUCCAGCUCCAGCCAAAGAGCUCACUGAUGAAUACAAUGUCCUCGAAGCCUGUUUAUGGAAAGCUAUUUCCUUAAAUAAAGGAUGCUACAAAGGACAGGAAACCAUUGCUAGGCUUGUCACCUAUGAUGGUGUCAAACAGAAACUUUGGGGAAUUCACUUAGAUGGCCCAGCAGAACCAGGAAGUGCCAUCACAGUGAAUGGCAAAAAGGUUGGGAUGCUAACAAGUUAUUCAGCUGGAAGCAGAGAACCUAAGCAUGCAGGACUCGGCUAUGUUAAGAGGCAAGCAUGCACUGCUGGUCUAGAGGUAGUUAUUGGAGAUGCUGUUGGAACACUUGUUGACGUUCCUUUCUUGAUCCAACAACCUGAAAAGACAGAAUGAGAAAAAGAGGAUGAUUAGCUUCUGCUCAUAGUAAAGAAUUUCAAGAAGAGUGCUUGAGGGCUUUUAAGACCAAGCUGGGGACACAACCUGCAAUGGACAUCAAUCUGCCUUAAUGAGACCUUGUCGCGACAUAAGGAGCAUUACAGAGCACAUGAACAUCCAGUUUUCUGAUUCCUUAGCAAGUUACUCUCCAUUGUAUUUUGACAGCGUAGGUGACUUGGAUCGACCUUCCAGUAACCCAAUUUUAUCCCUUUUUAAAUUCUUUAA